Dioscorea cayenensis subsp. rotundata (Guinea yam) is the source of this 957-nucleotide messenger RNA. Its product is annotated as thioredoxin-related transmembrane protein 2 homolog. The transcript is spliced from 10 exons. The record is from RefSeq and is a predicted model, not a curated record. Lineage: Eukaryota; Viridiplantae; Streptophyta; Magnoliopsida; Dioscoreales; Dioscoreaceae. Bases 27 to 809 code for a protein of 260 amino acids.
UUCAGAGGUUCCCUUGGAGUGAAUCAAUGGCGACGGCGACGGCGACGGCGACGGCGAAUGGUCAGAGCUCACGCGCUCUGCUUCCAUGGCUGAACCUAAUGGCGACGGAGCCCUUUUACAUUCUCCACAUCGCGGCCUUCUCGUCCUACUUCGCCGCUCGCGCCUCCGCUUCGCCUGAUGUCUCCCACCGUCUCCUCCAAAGGGAGAUUCAAGCGAUCCUUGCCUUCUCAGUGCUGGCUGUGGUGAAGAUGGUCAAAGAGGAGACAUGGGAAGCUUUCAUUGCUGAUACAUUUUUAUAUGCCAAGGGCUUUCUUUUCGCUCUUGCUAUGGUGAUCAACCAUAAUGUGGCAAUUUGUUACCUAGUGAGUUUUCUAGUUAUUUUUGUUUUAACUCAACAACCACCAUAUGAUGGUGCAGGUGAUGCAAGUCAAAUGACUCCUUUGCAGCUGGAAACUGUAUUGACUGAAGGGACUAUAUCAAGAUUUUGGCUGAUUGAAUUUCGAUCUGCGUGCUCUCCAUCUUGUAUACGGACAAGUCGCGUAUUUCAUGAUCUAUCCACCAUAUACUCUAACAAAAGCAUAUCUUUUGGGAUUGUUGAUCUUGGGCACUUCCCAGGCGUUGCAGAAAAAAUUGGAAUACAAUUAGGUCAGCUUCCUACUUAUAUAUUAUUUGAUAAUGCUGUGGAAGUUGCUCGAUUUCCAUUUUUAUAUAGUGAAGGGAAAGGUUCGACUCCAACCAUCAGCAAGAGUACUCUUUGUCGUCAUUUCGAUCUAGACCGACGUCUCAUCGAAUAUAUAUCAGGAAAAUAGAUCAACUGACAGUGUGAAUUUAUCUUUUUACAUUUGCUUCCAGUUUAUUUUAUGUAAUCUUUUGUGAUGUAUUUUUUUUUAAAUUUUUUUAUUUGUAUAUUAUUCUCUACGCAUGAUUUGAGAUGGACUGAUGUCAUCUUAUUUUGUA